Messenger RNA from Rhagoletis zephyria (snowberry fruit fly), 1386 nucleotides. The record is from RefSeq and is a predicted model, not a curated record. NCBI's taxonomy places the organism in Eukaryota, Metazoa, Arthropoda, Insecta, Diptera, Tephritidae.
AUGGCGUCCACCUCUUCGCUGAAAUCAGUCAUCAAGUCGGAAAAGUUUCCCUGCCACCGCAUUCCCAAUCAAUCCAUUCCACCUGUGAUAGUGAUCAAUGAUGGCAGCCAGCACUCUAGCGCCGGCAACAAUGACAGCAAUUCGGAGUCGGCUAAUGGCGGUCACGCGGCCUCAUCACCAGCCGCUUCGUCGCAGCCAGUGGCAGCCACCAGAGCACCACCUGAAACAAUGACAAACAGACCAAGGUACGGGCGGGUGGUGAUUUCCCUUGAGAAUCCCAUCUUGCCGGAGGAGACGAUCAAGAAUACGCCCUCGCAGAUAGACGGUCUUGACUGUGAAACGGAAAAUGACCUUAGAAUCACUGGGUGCAAGCUUAUUCAAAUAUCUGGCGUUCUUCUUCGUUUACCUCAAGUUGCAAUGGCCACUGGUCAGGUGCUGUUUCAACGCUACUACUACAGCAAAUCAUUUGUCCGCUUUCCAAUGGAGAUCACCGCCAUGGCCUGUGUUGUUCUCGCAUCCAAAGUGGAAGAGGCUCCUCGGCGAAUUCGUGAUAUCAUCAAUGUGUUUCAUAAUAUGAAACAAAUUAGACUGAAUCAACCGCCUGUCCCGAUGUUCCUAAACGAAGCUUAUGUGACUUUGAAGAACAAUGUCAUUAAGGCUGAAAGGAGAAUUCUCAAGGAGUUGGGCUUCUGCGUUCACGUCAAACACCCUCACAAGUACAUUAUUACAGUUGCUGAAAUUUUGGGCAACUCCAAGAAUGCUGAACUGAUCCAAGCUGCCUGGAGUUACAUGAACGACAGUUUACAGUCGAAUGUAUUUGUCCGCUUUUCUCCGGAGACGAUUGCAUGUGCCUGCAUUCACCUCAGUGCACGCAUUCUCAGGGAACCUCUGCCGACCCGUCCUCCCUGGCAUCUGGUGUUUGGCGUCGACACGGAGACCAUCAAUCAAGUAUGCACUACCAUUUUGCAGCUGUACACACGAACUCCGCUGUCACAGGAAGAACUGGAGGAGAAAGUGGACUGCGCGAGAAGGGCGGUGGACGAUGCAAAAGUCAAAGCUAGAGCUCAGCUGGUUGCUCAAAAUGCGGAAAACCCUUCCUCCGUUUCUACUGGUCUCUUGGACUCACUCGUCGACUCUAGGACAAACUCUCCUAUCAAAUACUCUGACCAUGGUGGGGCAGGAGGAGGAGGAGGAGGCAUCAGCUCAAAGUUGGAGGUCAUAUCGGCGCUGAAUCGAGUGAAGCAGCACCAGGCUAGUGGACUUGCCUCAAAGUCUUCGUCACCGCUUGUGAAGUCGACCAUUGCCGCCACCAGCACUGCGACGACGAUCAAUGUCAACAGCGCGCAGAACUCUGCCGCCAAUACGCCGAUCAAUAUGACUGGAUGA